Aureobasidium pullulans EXF-150 is the source of this 1333-nucleotide messenger RNA. RefSeq names its product cell division control protein 2 serine/threonine protein kinase. The record is from RefSeq and is a predicted model, not a curated record. The transcript has 3 exons. Bases 154 to 1137 code for a protein of 327 amino acids. Gene Ontology annotation, cellular component: cytoplasm; cyclin-dependent protein kinase holoenzyme complex; nucleus. Gene Ontology annotation, biological process: signal transduction; G1/S transition of mitotic cell cycle; protein phosphorylation. Gene Ontology annotation, molecular function: ATP binding; cyclin binding; cyclin-dependent protein serine/threonine kinase activity. Lineage: Eukaryota; Fungi; Ascomycota; Dothideomycetes; Dothideales; Saccotheciaceae.
CCCUUGAAGCAAUCCAGGCACAACGGUCGCUGCUACAGUCCCCAGGCCCAGCACAUCACACAGCACACAGCACACAGCACACAUCACGCUGCUCGACCCUCAGCCAGCUUCCAACACUCGACUCACUCCAACACGCACACAACAAGCGCCGCCAUGGAGAACUACCAGAAGAUGGAAAAGAUUGGCGAGGGCACAUACGGAGUGGUUUACAAGGCGCGCGACCUCACCACACCCGACAACCGCAUCGUCGCACUCAAGAAGAUCCGUCUGGAGGCCGAAGAUGAAGGCGUACCCUCGACUGCCAUCCGCGAGAUCUCGCUCCUCAAGGAGAUGAGCGACCCCAACAUCGUGCGCCUGUUCAACAUCGUCCACGCCGACGGCCACAAGCUGUACCUGGUCUUCGAGUACCUCGACCUGGAUCUGAAGAAGUACAUGGAGGCUCUGCCCGUCUCACAAGGAGGUCGUGGCAAGCCUCUGCCCGAGGGCUGCAUGGACGGUCGCGCAGGACACAUGGGACUCGGCGAGGCCAUGGUCAAGAAGUUCAUGCACCAACUUUGCGCCGGUAUCCGCUACUGCCACGCCCACCGCAUCCUCCACCGCGACUUGAAGCCCCAGAACUUGCUUAUUGACAAGGAGGGCAACCUCAAGCUGGCUGAUUUCGGUCUGGCCAGAGCCUUCGGUGUGCCUCUUCGCACCUACACCCACGAGGUCGUCACCCUCUGGUACCGCGCUCCCGAAAUUCUCCUCGGUGGACGUCAAUACAGCACAGGCGUCGACAUGUGGUCGGUCGGUUGCAUCUUCGCCGAGAUGGCCACUCGCAAGCCCCUCUUCCCCGGCGACUCUGAAAUCGACGAGAUCUUCAAGAUCUUCCGCAUCCUGGGUACCCCUGGCGAGCAGGACUGGCCCGGUGUCACCAGCUUCCCCGACUUCAAGCCCAGUUUCCCCAAGUGGUCGCGCAACCCCGACGACGACAUCAUCAACCACGACGGCGCAAGAGUUCUGGGCGAGGACGGCAUCGACCUUCUCGAGUCGCUGCUCAUCUACGACCCUGCCGGCAGAAUCUCAGCCAAGCAGGCCUGCUUACACCCCUACUUCAACGACUCGAAGUACUACGGUGCGCGAAACGGUUACCACUGAUUGACCCCUCCACGCCUCUGAUGCCUUUUCGUAUUUCUCUCCGGUUCCCCUUCAUGUCAUCAACAACGUCCCCUUUUUUUUCUUUAAAAAUUACCCAAUUCUCUGCAUCGGCAUGGUUCGAUUUUUCACUACUGGCGUUCAGGGGCGAACAAGGAGCGAGCUCGAGUGCUCGCUUCAUCUGGGUUCUGGUACAUUU